This is a messenger RNA of Trichechus manatus latirostris (Florida manatee), 1540 nucleotides long. RefSeq names its product interleukin 15 receptor subunit alpha (gene IL15RA). Gene Ontology annotation, biological process: interleukin-15-mediated signaling pathway. The transcript has 5 exons. The record is from RefSeq and is a predicted model, not a curated record. The coding region runs from base 94 to 609 and encodes 171 amino acids. NCBI's taxonomy places the organism in Eukaryota, Metazoa, Chordata, Mammalia, Sirenia, Trichechidae. Gene Ontology annotation, molecular function: interleukin-15 receptor activity.
UUCCCUGGAGAAAGCUUCUUAACAGGCUUGAAAUCUCUUCAUCUCUCCUCUUUUAUCUAUACUUUCACAGGUGGCAUCACAUGCCCUACACCCAUGUCUGUUGAACAUGCAGACAUACGGGUCAAGAACUACAAUUUGAGUUCCAGGGAGCGGUAUACUUGUAACUCUGGCUUCAAGCGUAAAGCUGGAACAUCCAGCCUGACUGAAUGUGUGCUUAACAAGACCACAAACACUGCUCACUGGACAACUCCUAAUCUCAAGUGCAUCAGAGAUCCCUCCCUGACUCACCAAAUGCCUGUGUCAUCCUCCACACUAGCACCAGCAAAGGUGAUCCCACAACCAGAGAGCUUCACCCCUUCUAGGAAAGAUGCUUCUUCAGACAAUUCCACAGCUGUCACUGGGAGUUUCUCAGCUGUCACUGUGGCAGUCUCCACAUCUGUCCUCCUGCUUACUGCAGUAGGUGUGCUACUUUUUUGUUUAUGUUACAAAAAAACAAGGCAAUAUCCCCCAACACCGAACGUUGAAAUGGAUAAUAUAGAAGAUAUGCCAAUGACUGCAGAGACUAGCAACAGACAAGAAGAUACAGAAGACUACCAAUACAACUUAUGAAACUCAAGGGGAAAACCAAGCCCAGAACUUCUAAAGUAUAGGAGCCAACUCUGCUUUGGUAAAGGAGAACGUAGAAAAAGCUCAAGGAGUUAAGUGUCAGGAAAAAGCCCACCAGAAUAAUAAAACAUCCCUGGCUUUACUUUCCCUACGGUGCUCAGCCGAGGCAUCUCCUGUAUGGGUAGGUUCUCCAGCCAUAGAUGGAUUCUGACUGACUGUCAUGUCACGCCGCCGGUGUAUGGGCCAGGUUCCCAAAGUCAGAGCCAUUGAAGCUUUCCAGGGAGAGGUUGAAGGCUUCAGGUCUUCCUCAUUAGGGUUUUUGUUUCCUUAUAACGUUUCAGGACAGUUUAUCAGCUUGACUAUCUAUUGUGUCCCUCAUCCUGACUUGUAGUUUACAAAUAAAAGAAUACCUGAGGCUCUAAGUUAAUUACAAGGCUCUUCCUGGCUUGAAGAUGCCUAAAGGAUGACACCAGCAUUUCAGCUCCUAAAAACUCUAUCUUCAGUUAGGUACUCCACAGUGCAGUGAAAGGGAGCAGUGACCUGGUGGAAGAAAAGCCAUACCCAAUGGAUCCUCUUGAUUUAAGGAUUCAGAAAGAAGAAAACUGAACUCAGUGACAUUUUACAUAUGUAUGCAUUUAUAUUUAUACUUCUCGUCUACUAUAUUUACAUACGAUAUGAUUUGUAUUUUGAAAUUGUACCUUGUAUAAAUAAAGUAAAAUGUCUAUUUUCAAUACAAAAAAACAUAUGCACUAAAAGAAUCACUGAGAGGAAGAAAGAGCAGGAAUGUACAGUCCAAAAUGAUUGAGCUCAGCUUUUCUCUCCGAAAGGAGAAAAAAGCUUGCCAAAAGAUGGAUCAGAGCACAGUUUUGGAGAAUUUCUAACAGAAUUUCCAUGUGGGAAAUCAUGUAAGAAGCAACAUGAUUUAAUCUAGACA